AGGUGUCUGCUGCAAGUUCCUGGCUGUUUCUGAGCUCACCCCAUCCUCCGAGAGGGAGGAGGCCGCCAAGUGGUGAUGCUGCUGCUUCUACCGUCUCGACUGCUGAUACUCUAGUGGGGCUGGAAGGGUGGUUCCUAUUCGCACCAUCGCCAACCGGAGACGAGGGGAGGAAAAAAAUCCCAGCAGCCGCUGCUGAUGUUGGGUUCGGAGGCUGCAUCCGACUCGGUCACAAGGAAAAUGGAUUCAGUUUGCAUCUCUCCCUCCUUUCAACAGCUUCUCCGGGUCUCAGCAUGGGCUUCCAGGGCAGCGGCUGAGGAGACCUUACCAAGGAGCAUCACGCAGUAGAUGCUGAAACAUCGCACUCCGGAAUAAGAAGCAGUAACAUGGCAGCACCUGUGUGAAAGGAAUUAAAAACCAACAGACUCUUUUCGAAAGGAACAAUGUCCAAGAAAGGGCGAAAUAAGGGCGAGAAGCCCGAGGCGCUCAUUGUCGCCCUUCAAGCUGCCAAUGAAGACCUCAGGACCAAGCUCACAGACAUCCAGAUAGAGCUGCAUCAAGAGAAGUCCAAGGUGUCUAAGCUUGAAAGAGAGAAGACUCAAGAAGCCAAGCGGAUCCGUGAGCUGGAGCAGCGCAAGCACACGGUCCUGGUGACGGAACUCAAAGCCAAGCUCCAUGAGGAGAAGAUGAAGGAACUGCAGGCGGUGAGGGAGAAUCUCAUCAAGCAGCACGAGCAGGAAAUGUCGCGGACAGUGAAGGUGCGGGAUGGGGAGAUCCAGAGGCUCAAGUCGGCUCUGUGCGCCCUCCGCGACGGCAGCAGUGACAAAGUAAGGACCGCGCUCACCAUUGAGGCCCGGGAGGAGGCCCGGAAACUGUUUGAUGCGGAGCGCCUUAAGCUCUUGCAGGAAAUUGCGGACCUGAAAACUGCCAAGAAGCAGGUGGACGAGGCUUUAAGCAAUAUGAUCCAAGCGGAUAAAAUCAAGGCCGGGGACCUGAGGAGUGAGCAUCAGUCCCACCAGGAAGCCAUCUCGAAAAUCAAGUGGGAGUCGGAGCGGGACAUUCGGAGGCUGAUGGAUGAAAUCAAAGCCAAGGACAGGAUCAUCUUUUCCUUGGAAAAGGAGCUGGAGACCCAAACAGGCUAUGUACAGAAACUCCAGCUGCAGAAGGAAGCUUUGGAUGAACAACUCUUCUUGGUCAAGGAGGCCGAGUGUAACAUGAGCAGCCCGAAACGAGAAAUUCCAGGGAGAGCAGGAGAUGGCUCCGAACACUGCAGCAGUCCUGAUUUGCGAAGAAAUCAAAAGAGAAUAGCUGAAUUGAAUGCCACUAUAAGAAAAUUAGAAGACAGGAAUACCUUGCUUGGAGAUGAACGAAAUGAAUUGUUGAAACGUGUGCGGGAAACCGAAAAACAAUGUAAACCUCUUCUGGAAAGGAACAAGUGCCUCGCCAAGAGAAACGAUGAACUGAUGCUGUCUUUGCAGCGCAUGGAAGAGAAACUAAAAGCCGUGACCAAGGAAAAUUCAGAAAUGGUAAGAAGUUCCAAGCCAAUUAAGAGGCCUGUUUUGGACCCGUUCAUUGGCUAUGAUGAGGACUCCAUGGACUCAGAGACGUCAUCCAUGGCCUCAUUUAGAACAGAUCGAACCCCAGCUACUCCUGACGAUGACCUGGAUGAAAGUUUGGCAGCUGAGGAAUCUGAGCUACGAUUUCGACAACUAACAAAAGAAUACCAGGCCCUCCAAAGAGCGUACGCCCUCCUGCAGGAGCAGACUGGAGGCAUCAUUGAUGCUGAGAGAGAGGCCAAGGCUCAAGAACAGCUCCAAGCAGAGGUGCUCAGGUAUAAAGCCAAAAUUGAAGACCUGGAAGCGACUCUGGCUCAGAAAGGGCAGGAUUCACACUGGGUAGAAGAUAAACAACUUUUCAUUAAGAGAAACCAGGAGCUUUUAGAAAAGGUAUGUUGGGCGCAACACCCUAGUGGGGCAGAGGAGACAAUUAUGAGAGAUCCAGGAGCAGCAGGGGGGCAAAAAGCACGUUUGUACGCAACUAACUUAAUCCCAUGCUUCAUCGUUUAUAGUACAGGUCCUGUUGGGAAGCCCUAUAGAAAAGCAGAGGGAAGAGGUGUCACUUCUGAAUGGUGGAUCCAGCAAAUUGAAGGAGCAGAGGCCGCCCUGCACCGGAAAAUGAUGGAAUUGGAAAGUGACAUGGAACAAUUCUGCAAAAUCAAAGGCUAUCUGGAGGAAGAACUAGACUACAGGAAACAAGCUCUCGACCAAGCAUAUAUGAGAAUCCAGGAGCUAGAAGCUACUCUGUACAAUGCUCUGCAGCAAGAAACCGUUAUCAAGUUUGGUGAGUUAUUAAGUGACAAACAGCAAGAGGAGCUGAGGGCAGCCGUGGAAAAGCUCCGUCGGCAGAUGCUGAGGAAGAGCAGGGAGUACGACUGUCAGGUCCUGCAGGAGCGAAUGGAGCUCCUACAGCAAGCCCACCAGAGAAUUCGUGACUUAGAAGAUAAAACAGACAUCCAAAAAAGACAGAUAAAGGACUUAGAAGAAAAGUUUCUGUUUCUAUUCUUGUUCUUCUCUCUUGCCUUUAUUCUAUGGCCUUGAUGUCAAGGUGCCUCUUAAAGAGUAACCGAAAACAUGGAUAAGACCCCAGAAAGGCAAACUCUUCUAAACCUUCAAAGAUGGCAGAAAUGUUUACAGCAGUGAGAGGAAGAUCAAAAGCUAAGAACUACCCUGUAGCCAGGACUACAGCUGUGUAUUUUAAAGCCAUUAUUCAAGGUUUCUUACUUGACAGUUCCUACAUGACCCUGUUGAAAAUCUACAAUAUAUGCUGCAUUUAAUGAAACAUGUAUAUGUCAAACCAGAAGAAAAGAACUAUAAACAUAUAUUGUGUAAAGAAAAAAGUUCAGCAAUGGAAACAGUUUCAGCAGAUCAAGCAAAGAUGUGUCUUGGGCAUGGAACCAAAGUUACAAAGAAACAUUCUACCCCUGCUGUGCAGGGGGAGUCAUUUUACUGUAACACCACACCCCAUGGAAACACUAAUCCUGAAAUAUCAUUUUACAAAAACCCAAACAACACAAAACAAAUCAAACCAAGGGUGGGUGGGGAAUGAAGCACGAGGAAUACCUAUAAGGAGCUAUUUACAAUAAAAUGUUUCAUUUGAAAA
Molecule: messenger RNA, 3156 nt
Organism: Hipposideros armiger (great roundleaf bat)
Lineage: Eukaryota; Metazoa; Chordata; Mammalia; Chiroptera; Hipposideridae
Gene: JAKMIP2
Product: janus kinase and microtubule interacting protein 2
Exons: 18
Coding region: 441-2594 (717 amino acids)
Molecular function (GO): kinase binding; microtubule binding
Source: RefSeq, a predicted model, not a curated record